Pomacea canaliculata is the source of this 6136-nucleotide messenger RNA. Its product is annotated as kinesin-like protein KIF2A. Gene Ontology annotation, molecular function: ATP binding; microtubule motor activity; microtubule binding. The transcript has 23 exons. Bases 128 to 2389 code for a protein of 753 amino acids. The record is from RefSeq and is a predicted model, not a curated record. Lineage: Eukaryota; Metazoa; Mollusca; Gastropoda; Architaenioglossa; Ampullariidae. Gene Ontology annotation, biological process: microtubule-based movement.
UGAAGGCUGGCAUGCGCAGACAACCACUUGGAAGACGCAACGGAACAGUAUGUCCGUCCGACUCUCACAACUUCAGGCAACAAUGCGAUCCUAGACCUGUCUUUGCAGGCUGCAGUUUAGUGGGAAAAUGGCAGACUUGGCACUGCUGCGUGUUGGCAUUAACGUGGACAUUCAACGAACUGACGGUCGCAUACACUCUGCAGUCAUCAGUGGUAUAAACACAGAGACACGGAGUGCUACAGUCGAGUGGUUUGAGAAAGGAGAAACAAAAGGCAAAGAGAUUGAGGUGGAAGCCAUUUUUGCACUGAAUCCUCAGCUACUUCAGCAAGCUGACCUCAUUUCUCACAGAGAUGCCAACACAGCAAAAUAUCCCGAUGAAUCUGCAUAUGCAAAUGGUGAUAGAAGCCUAAUAGACGAUGAGGAGGAGGAAGAGGAUGAACCCAUUAGCAUCACAGACAGUUGUUAUACUGAUGAAGGGGAGGCUGCUCCUCCAGCCAAACCCAGGAGUCGCCCAUCAUCUUCUCAGGCCCAAGCAGGCCGUCGCAGUCAGCAGCCAGUUCGAAGGGUGGUUAAGAGUAACAAAAGUGUGUCCAGCAACAUAAGUGGGGGGGAAAAUGGAAGGCCUCCAAAUAAAGUGCAAUCAGCAAGAGCUCGCCCAAGUUAUGUGCGUCCUCAGCCACCGAAGGAACAGAAUGGUCAGGCAGAACCUCCACCACCAAAUGAACCAAAGAAGUCUGUGAUACCAAUAGUUGCUGGUUCCCGUCGCAAAUCCAAUGUCGUUAAGGAAAUUGAAAAGAUCAAACAAAAGCGAGAUGAGCGGCGGGCUGUGCACCAAGCUAUCCGUGAACAAGCUGAAUCGGAAUAUGACACCUCAGAUCCCAACUGGGAGUUCAAAGCAAUGAUCAAAGAAUUCCGCAGUCAGUUGGAUUAUCGGCCUCUCACAGCCUCUGAUCCUAUAGAAAACCAUCAAAUUUGUGUCUGUGUGAGAAAACGACCCAUGAACAAGAAAGAACUAUCAAGAGGGGAGCCUGAUGUCCUAACGGUGCCUAACAAGGACAACGUCAUGGUGCAUGAACCCAAGCUAAAGGUGGACCUUACAAAGUAUCUAGAGAACCAGACAUUCCGCUUCGACUAUGCCUUUGAUGAGAAUGCAACUAACGAAAUGGUCUAUCGGUAUACAGCAAAGCCUCUAGUAGAAAGUAUAUUUGAGGGGGGCAUGGCAACAUGCUUUGCUUAUGGACAGACAGGAAGUGGAAAGACACAUACAAUGGGAGGUGAUUUCACACUCAAAGGACAGCAAGACUGUGCCAAGGGUAUUUAUUGUUUAGCAGCCAAGGAUGUGUUUCGGCUGCUGCAUUCCAAGUAUAAGAAGCUAGAUCUAGUGGUAGGAGCAAGUUUCUUCGAGAUCUACAGUGGCAAAGUCUUUGACCUUCUCAACAAGAAGCUGCGCUUGCGGGUACUGGAGGACCACAAACAGCAGGUACAAGUAGUAGGGCUGCGAGAAGAGCCUGUGGACAGUGUGGAGGACGUGUUGCAGCUUAUACAGCAUGGCAACAAUGUCAGAACAUCAGGUCAAACCUCUGCUAAUCAACAUUCUUCUCGAUCUCAUGCAGUAUUUCAACUGAUUCUUCGCACAAGGCAAAGAAGUAAGAUUCACGGAAAGUUCUCGCUUAUUGACUUAGCAGGUAAUGAGCGAGGUGUGGACACAUCCAGUUCAGACCGACAGACACGGAUGGAGGGAGCAGAGAUAAACAAAAGUUUGCUGGCUCUUAAGGAAUGCAUCCGUGCACUAGGCCGUAAUGGUGCCCACCUGCCAUUCCGUGCCAGCAAAUUAACCCAGGUUCUGAGGGACUCAUUCAUUGGAGACAAGUCUCGCACAUGCAUGAUUGCAAUGGUGUCACCAGGAAUGAACUGCUGUGAGCACACACUUAACACACUGCGCUAUGCUGACCGAGUAAAGGAACUUGGACCAAGUAAGCCAUCAGAUUUGGCACUACCUCCAGUUUCGGCCCUAGGAACUUUGUCACCACAGAACUCAGACCUGGCUCUUCUCAAGACCUCAAAUCAAGAGGAAGUAAGCGAGGAGCUGCUGACAUUUCACCAAGUGAUGAACAAAAUGCAGGAGAUGGAGGAGGAGGUUCAGGAUGAUCACAAAUCCAUGGUAGAGAUAAGUGCCAAGUGGCUUGUUGAAGACAAGCGGCUAUUAAAAAUCACAGAAGAUGUGGAUUAUGAUGUUGAGGCUUAUGCCAAACAGUUGGAUGCACUUCUAGCCAAGAAAAUUCAAGCAUUGACUGCUUUAAGAGACAAAGUGGCCACAUUCCGUGUAGAACUGCAGGAAGAAGAGAACCUUAGUAAAAACAUCAAAUCCAAACGUCCCCCAAACAAAUGAAGCAGAAGUGUGUAGACUGAGUGUACUGUUAGCUGCAGCAGCUCCAAGCAAUUGCCUUCUCUUCCAUCAGUGGAUUUCUCAUUUAGCAUAAAAAAAAGCUUUGGGGUUUUAAUUACUGGAAGAGGGGGGAAAAAGUCAUCCCAUCAGAGAAACUCAUUCAUGCUAUUGCUGCUGCUUCAAAAUAAUUAACCCAGGUGAAGAUUCAUGCCAGAGGAAGGCUAGGUGGUUGUAUACACAUUUGUUGUGUUUGUUGAGCUGGUUUGCCACUCUGAAUCUCAUGCUGUCACCUUGCACUAAUGGCAGAUUGCAAGGUGGACUGUAUUCACAAUCAUUAUGCAUGCUUGCUUUCUUGGGCCGCAAGGUGAACAGAGGAAUGAUGCCACACACAAUCACACUGGUAUAUUGUGUAGGGAUCAGCUCAGGCAGGACUUCUUAUGGGAGACAAUUGCUUUAACUGGUAUGCUUCAAAGCUUUUGCUAAGCAUCAUUUGUAUUGCCAUGAUUUUUUCCUCCGUUUUGUGAAGACUAGGAUAUUUAAAGUAAAAAGUGAACAAAACUGAACAUAGUAACAAUUACUAAAUGCUUCAAGAUAGACUUCGCCAUUGACCAACACUGAACACUGGAUGCUGUGUAUGUUGGCAUCUGUGAUUAAUGUGAUGUGUAUGUGCAACAACAAAUAUAGAGCACAAAGUGUUGACUGUAUUGUUUUGGCUUCAGCUUGGUGUAAGAAUUGUUUGCAUAGACUGUGUGCAUGAUUGUUCUGUUAGAAAUACAAAAUUGAUUUUGUAAUGUUUGUAAUUUGAUUGGCAGUUAAUUGCCCCAAAAGCCAGUAAAACUGCAGUUUGACUUUAGCCAUCAAACUUUUGGUCACAUCAGAUCUUAGUUCAGUUGAACAUGCUUAAUCCUCCUCAUUGUACAUAAAACAUCCACUAGCGUCCUUCAUUUGUGGUUGUCAGCAGCAUAUUUAGCCUUCAUCCUGUGUAAAACAUCCACUAGCAUCCUCCGUGUGUGGCUGUCAGCAGCAUGUUUAGUCCUUGUAGGUAAAACAUCCACUAGUGUCCUCCAUUUAUGCCCAUUUAUUGAGUUUUAUCAUGGCAGUUUCUGCUCCUUCAGUUCUGUCCCCAUGGAUCUUCGCCAAGUUUCUUUUGAUCGGCCACAUCUUCUGUUACCAUCAGCUGUCCAAUGAAGAGCUAUUUUGGGUGGUGGAUCUGUUUUCAUUCUGCUCAGAUAUCCUAGCCAUCUCCAUCUUUGCCUUUGGAUUAUGGUUGCCAUACUUGUGCAGCUGGAUUUUAUGAGAAUUUUCUUGCCUAUCCAUCUCUGAGGAUUUCCUUGUUAGUGAUUAUGUUUUGAUUUUUCUGGGACAUCAGUUUUGGCCUGAUUCUGCUGAUAUUUUCCAGCAGUCAUUCCCUUAGAGUACAGCCAGAAGGCUAUUGCUUUUGUAGAUUGCUGAUCUCACUUAGGUAAAGAAGUUAAAGAUGGCAGAGAAAGACAGCCUGAAGAGUGAAACUUUAGAUAAAAGACAGUUGGCACUGCUUCUCCCCCUACCUGCUUUACUGGCUUGCUUCAGCAGAUGUUGACCAUUACCACCUUUUGUUAACUGAAUGAAAUUAUCAGACUUAAAAGAAAUUCUUUAGUGCCAUGUAUAACGCAGUCCAGGUCUGAGCACCUCAAUAGGCACGGUUGCAUGUCAGGCUAUUAAUGGCUGGCUGCUGCUUGUACUGAACUUUUUAAUGUUUGGCAGUUCAGCCUGCAUGUGACAUUUUUUGGAGAAGAAGCAUACAAGUUUAUGCAUUUGAGAUAGUAACAUCAUGUUCUGCCUUCCCAUGUUCUCCUUUUGUGUUUUUCUUUCAACAGGUUUUUUUUUUUUUCAUUGCUCUCUAUGUCAAAGCAAAAUUACUAGGGAAUAAGACACAUAGAAGAUGAAGACUGUCAUUGGUGUCGGACUUUUUUUUUGAAUUAGUAUCUCACAUCAAUUGCCAUGUUAUAUAAUGAAGCAGGAUUUUUCACUUGUUGGAUAUGCAUAUGAACCAGUACAAAGCAUUAUUUUUUAGUGACUAAAAGUUUGCAUUGAGGACAAUACACUCCAUGUGAUUUAAAUUCUGUUGUCGGACAAAAUCUAGUAAAUUACUGGAAAAUAGCAACAAGCCUCGAUACCCGACACUGAGGAUUGUGCAAGGUGUAGGUGACAAUAAAUGCAUGCUGUUGUUAGCUGACUCUCACCCAGAGAGAUCAUUGGCAACUCCAUUCCAGGUCCAAUGAACACCAUUCUAUGCAUUUGAAGGAAAACUUCAAGCUCAAGUGUUAGUGCAUUGUGAACCAAAAAAUUGUGAUGUUGUGAAAGUUGUAAACUGUAGUAAAAAGAUAUUGAAAAGAAAUCUUGGGGAUAGUUACAUUGCUGCAAAGUAAGCUAGAAAACAACAAAGCCUCCGUAUAGGGCCCAAGCUGUUGGUGAUACUAGGCCAUCAGUGACCAGCUCGCUGUCAGCAUUGCUGUUGCAGAUUUUAUGAUGUACAGUGCAAUCUGUGAUAUUUUUGCCCUGUGUGCUGUUUUUGUUACAUUUGCUUUGCAUUUUCAACCUGAAGGCUUCCUAUUUAGCCGAGUAUGAUUAGAGUCAACUGUCCAUUUGUCUAGAAACAAAACUUUCAUUUUAUUAAUUUGUCUGCUGUACGUCAAUUUCCAAGCUAGGGCUAAGAUAACGGGCUGUUUAUACUAAAAGCGUGCUAUAAGAUGAAAGCUAAACAUCUGUGGAAGUGAGGAGUCUGUGGCAGAAUGCUGGGUGAAGGAUAAGAUUUUCAGAGGUGAUGUUUGAGUGACAAUGAUGCAGUUUCGGCAGAAAGGAUUGUACUUGCUGCACAAGUUGUUAUGCAGAUUGAGGCAGGUUGUUUGCAUGCAUGUGCAUGAUGUAAAUCACUCAGGACAGUAUUAUGCAUGCACUGGAGCAGUUGAUGGUCAUCUUGGUAAUUCAGUACUAAGAAUGAACAAAGUUGUGGCUAUUUCACUGUGGAAUCGAUUAAGUGUUGUGCAAGCAGCCCAUACAGUCUGGAAUGAACAUCUUGUUAAAUUCUGUAAUUUUUGCAUUUGUUCUGCAGACGGCUAUCUUGUCACCGGGUGUCAGUAUUUUAAUGUUUAGAGGUUAAACCAGUUUUGUAUGUGUGUGUGAAGGUCCUGUUUGAGGCAUGUAUAGUCUUUAGUCAUUUAGCAGAUUACAUAAUCAGAGCAGAAGGCAUGCUCAGGCAGUGACUGGGAGUUUCCUGGGUUUGCCCAACACUUAGGAAAGGUAAAGAAAGGAAGAAGUUUAGACUUUGCCUUUCAUAUGACCUGUGUAGACAUUGUGAACCACUAAGUUUACUGUUCUCAGGACCUUCUUAACUGACAUUGAAUCACUCUAGUUCCAAAGUUCCUUGGUUUUAAUAGUUUAUUGUAAAGUGUGUAUGUUGUGUCUGUAGAAACAAAGCCCGGGGAAGCAUUUUAAUCAAGGCACCUUGUCCAGGAAACUGUCUUACAGUGCACAUUAUAUAUAGCUAUAAAUCAAGCAUUGUCAUCUGUCAUCAGCUAGUAUUUACAUUUGUUUAUAUUUUAACUAGAUCUGUAUUCCAAAAUCUAGGUUGUCAGAGUUGACCGUCAGGAUCAACAACAAUAUUGAACAAUGAAAUUUCUUAGGAGGUUGUGAUCUUGACAUUGUUAAACCCAUUCAUUUAGAUGGUUUGUCCAAGGUUUUGGAAAAGAGUGUAGACCAAAGUUCUAAAGA